Oncorhynchus kisutch (coho salmon) is the source of this 4133-nucleotide messenger RNA. RefSeq names its product SPRY domain-containing SOCS box protein 1. Gene Ontology annotation, cellular component: SCF ubiquitin ligase complex. NCBI's taxonomy places the organism in Eukaryota, Metazoa, Chordata, Actinopteri, Salmoniformes, Salmonidae. The coding region runs from base 464 to 1279 and encodes 271 amino acids. Gene Ontology annotation, biological process: proteasome-mediated ubiquitin-dependent protein catabolic process. The record is from RefSeq and is a predicted model, not a curated record. The transcript is spliced from 3 exons. Gene Ontology annotation, molecular function: protein binding.
UUGGACCACGUGACUGGAUAGUACACGUUAGGGCAGCCAUCGUUUUACCUAAUUCAUGUCCAACCCAAAAUGGGAAAGAGGUGGAAGGAUUGGAGAGGAUAGAACGAACAGCAAUGCAAUAGCUUGGGUAUUGUGUUUAAAUUGGAGAAAAAAAACUCGCUUUUCCAAUCCUCUCUGUAGGUUUUAUUGGUUGAAAACAAGAAGUUGCCAAGCCAAGGUGGGCUUGAACCAAGACCUGGCCUGAUCCUGUUACCUGGCAACCAGUGACAGGGCACCAAUCCUAGCCUCCUGAUUGGCUGUGACAGAAGCAGGCUGUAGAGGUGGUGAGGAGGGGGAAACCGAAAACAAACUACUUUGCUCACCCCCUUUUUUUGUUUCUUCUUUGUUUUGAAGGGGGGGGGGGAAGAGGAGCACUCGACAGAAGGAGGAGUGCUCUGUGGGCGCUCUAACUUCACAAAGGAGUAUGGGGCAGAGUGUUCCUGGAGGCAUAAAGACUAUUGACAUGAGGGACCCGGCAUUCAGGCCUCUGGAGCUGGCAGCUCUGGACCAUAACAAGCCCUCCAGGCUGGAUCUGCUGCUGGACAUGCCCCCUGCUGGACAGGAGGUCCAGAUGCAGCACUCGUGGAACAACAACGACCGAUCGCUCAACAUCUUCGUCAAGGACGACAACAAACUGGUCUUCCAUCGGCACCCCGUUGCUCAGAGCACAGAUGCCAUCCGGGCCUGUAUCGGCUACACCCGGGGGCUACACAUCUGGGAGAUCAGCUGGGCCAUGAGACAGCGGGGCACGCACGCCAUCGUCGGCGUGGCGACGGGAGAGGCGCCGCUUCAUUCCGUAGGCUACACGACCCUGGUGGGUAAUAACCACGAGUCCUGGGGCUGGGACCUGGGACGGAAUAGACUUCACCACGAUGGAAAGAAUCAGCCCAGUAAGAUGUACCCUGCGUUCCUGGAGCCGGAUGAGACGUUUAUAGUCCCCGAUUCAUUCCUGGUAGUGUUGGACAUGGACGAGGGGACUCUGAGCUAUAUUGUGGACGGACAAUACUUAGGGGUGGCUUUCAGGGGACUCAAGGGGAGGAAGCUGUACCCUGUCGUCAGUGCUGUGUGGGGGCACUGUGAAAUACGAAUCCGCUACAUCAAUGGACUCGAUCCUGAGCCUCUCCCUCUGAUGGACCUGUGUCGGCGCUCCGUGAGGGUAGCUCUGGGAAGAGAACGACUGAGUGAGAUCCAUGGUCUGCCUCUACCAGCCUCUCUCAAGAAUUACCUUCUCUACCAAUGACCCCCUCAGCACAACAUAGAGAACAUCUCUUAGAUCCGUGGACUGCCCCGUCUGUUGCCUCAAUACAUACACAGAACAUGUCUCUCUCUCUCCUCUGACUGCCCCGUCUGUUGCCUCAAUACAUACACAGAACAUGUCUCUCUCUCUCCUCUGACUGCCCCGUCUGUUGCCUCAAUACAUACACAGAACAUGUCUCUCUCUCUCCUCUGACUGCCCCGUCUGUUGCCUCAAUACAUACACAGAACAUGUCUCUCUCUCUCCUCUGACUGCCCCGUCUGUUGCCUCAAUACAUACACAGAACAUGUCUCUCUCUCUCUCCUCUGACUGCCCCGUCUGUUGCCUCAAUACAUACACAGAACAUGUCUCUCUCUCUCCUCUGACUGCCCCGUCUGUUGCCUCAAUACAUACACAGAACAUGUCUCUCUCUCUCCUCUGACUGCCCCGUCUGUUGCCUCAAUACAUACACAGAACAUGUCUCUCUCUCUCCUCUGACUGCCCCGUCUGUUGCCUCAAUACAUACACAGAACAUGUCUCUCUCUCUCCUCUGACUGCCCCGUCUGUUGCCUCAAUACAUACACAGAACAUGUCUCUCUCUCUCCUCUGACUGCCCCGUCUGUUGCCUCAAUACAUACACAGAACAUGUCUCUCUCUCUCUCCUCUGACUGCCCCGUCUGUUGCCUCAAUACAUACACAGAACAUGUCUCUCUCUCUCCUCUGACUGCCCCGUCUGUUGCCUCAAUACAUACACAGAACAUGUCUCUCUCUCUCCUCUGACUGCCCCGUCUGUUGCCUCAAUACAUACACAGAACAUCUCUCUCUCUCUCUCUCCUCUGACUGCCCCUUCUGUUGUCUCGAUACAUACACAGAACAUGUCUCUCUCUCUCUCUCCUCUGACUGCCCCGUCUGUUGCCUCAAUACAUACACAGAACAUCUCUCUCUCUCUCUCUCCUCUGACUGCCCCGUCUGUUGUCUCGAUACAUACACAGAACAUGUCUCUCUCUCUCUCUCCUCUGACUGCCCCGUCUGUUGCCUCAAUACAUACACAGAACAUGUCUCUCUCUCUCCUCUGACUGCCCCGUCUGUUGCCUCAAUACAUACACAGAACAUGUCUCUCUCCUCUGACUGCACUGUCUGUUGUCUCGAUACAUACACAGAACAUGUCUCUCUCUCUCUCUCUCUCUCUCUCCUCUGACUGCCCUGUCUGUUGUCUCUAUACAUACACAGAACAUGUCUCUCUCUCUCUCCUCUGACUGCCCUGUAUGUUGUCUCAAUACACACAGAAAACAUGUCUCUCCCUCUCUCUGUCUGUCUCUGGGAUUUUCCCCCUCAGAAGUGUAGCUCAACCAGUUCAACAACUCAACACAUCACUCCAGCCUCUCGGUUCGAGCUCUGACUCAUCCUUCCCAGCCCUCAGGGUUGGUUUGUACCAAUCACACCACAGAGUGAGAAGAAUAUCAUUGUGUGAUGCCUGGAGUGUUCAGGAAGCCGUAGAGACCAUGGUUGGUAAUGGGUCAAGUUUUUUUUUAAAUUUUCGUUCUAUAAUCCUGUUUAUGAUGGUUUACUUCAAUCAUAUACUGAGAUAUCCACGUCGAUGACGGGCAUGAUAUGCAGAGGGCUUUAUGCGUAUCUUUGCUGGUCCUGAGGGCUUUGAGAUGACUGCCAUAGUGGUACUACAAUAUGUCUUGUCUGACUGUGUGUUGAAGUGCAAUGAGUUUAACUGGUACCGUCAGUCUGUUGUGACCGCAACACCUCCUUAAUAGUGAUUUUUGACUUUCUCUCCUUUUCCGUUUUGUCAUCUUAAAUGAAAAUUCAAUCAAGUGAUUGAUUGCUGUCUGACAUGUCCUGUUGGCCCUCCACCUCUUCAGUUUGGUGGAGGGCCGUUGUGUGGUAUAACAGAUGGCUUUGUUGCAUGUUGAAAACUAUUUGUAAACAUUUUCCAAGCACAAGGUGGUGCCAUUUCUCAUCUUUACUUGUUCCUCCUCUUUUAGUGGUCCAUCAGGAAAUGGUACUCCUUUUUAUAUACUUGAGAGAGAUUUUAUGAGAUUUCCUUGGAAUGUUUUUAAUAAAGUUAGUUAGUGCUCACCUUCCACUCUCCAGUAGAUGAUGGUUGAUCUCAGCCCAGACGGUGUGUGCCUGGUGAUGGCCAUGCACUGACCACCUGCCAUAUUAUUGUGGUGUGUGAUAUAUACCACACAACAAUGACCACCUGUUACGAAGGUGGUGAUACAACUCCAUUACUCCUGGAAACACCAGCACUGCAGUUUGUCCUUCAAGGUGACCGUACACCUACCCCCAACCUUUUAAAGGGACAGUUCACCCAAAUUACCCCCCCCCCCCCCCCCCCCCCAUGAUAGUAUAAGCUGUCUGGACAAGGACGGAGUACAAUCCAAGCUUUGGGUUCGUUUACCUAGAAUCCCGUUAUCCAUAGACCUGCUUUCGGGGUAAAAAAUACAUUUUAAAAAGUAUAAUUUUAUUUGGGUGAACUCUGCUCUGCUGCGCUAUCAGGUUUUCUCCCUGCAAUAUUUGAAGCACCUGUUAAAUGUACCGAUGUCCCCAACAUAUUUUUAUUGACGAGCUUUAUGUAUAUAAAUGAUGACAUCGCUGUGAGAAUUUCUAACAUUCUAACUAGCAGACUGUUUUGUCAUUGGUCGCCAAGCCAUUCACUGUACAAUGUCCGUGACCAUAGUCUUCUCUCUGCUUCGGACCCAUGGACUCUUUCGUGUGUAUCAAGGACUUGUUUGGGUAUAAGGGAUGGUUAGGUAAUUCUGAAAUGUGUGGGGAUGUCAUUGGAAGGUGUGGGGUCUUUUUUAAUUUUUUUAAAACUAUUUUGAUUUAGUUGGAAAGCAUAUGUUCA